Messenger RNA from Linum tenue, 648 nucleotides. The record is from the annotation of a GenBank genome assembly. NCBI's taxonomy places the organism in Eukaryota, Viridiplantae, Streptophyta, Magnoliopsida, Malpighiales, Linaceae.
AUGAGUACCACCUCUUACUUGGCACAAUCCGACGAGACCUUGAUACUGAACAUUGCGAACAAUGAACACCAGAAGCAUCAGCAGAAGCCUGACAUAUUAGAUGCAGGGCACCCUGAAGAGAAACCUAGCAAGGGGACAAAGAAGAGAUCAAGGGCCACUGGAGGAGAGAAGAAAGCCAAGAAGAAUGUGAGGUCAAAGAAAGUGGGGAAGAAGCAGAAUUCUUCAGCUGGUGCCAAGAUGGAGGAAGAGAGCAAUAAUGUGAAGAGUGCUGCAGCUACAACGACGAGCAAUUCGGCAGCGGAUGAGAAGAUUGAUGAAGGAGGAGAAGCUGUGCCAACAACAUCUGCUAGUACUGGUUCCAUUACUGUGAGCUUGAAUGGCAAGACAAGAGCCAGCAGGGGUGCAGCCACUGAUCCACAGAGCCUCUAUGCCAGGAAACGUCGAGAAAGAAUCAACGAGAGGCUGAAGGUUCUGCAGACCCUUGUCCCCAAUGGUACAAAAGUGGAUAUCAGCACCAUGCUUGAAGAAGCUGUCCAGUAUGUCAAGUUCUUGCAGCUCCAAAUCAAGUUGUUGAGCUCUGAUGAUCACUGGAUGUAUUCACCGAUUGCUUACAAUGGGAUGGACAUUGGAGUAUCAAGAUGUUCGUAG